This is a messenger RNA of Paraglomus brasilianum, 561 nucleotides long. The record is from the annotation of a GenBank genome assembly. NCBI's taxonomy places the organism in Eukaryota, Fungi, Glomeromycota, Glomeromycetes, Paraglomerales, Paraglomeraceae.
AUGAAUAAAGAAAAUAAGACAAUAACCAGUCUUUACGACAAAUAUAAAAACACCCCCAAAAAACUAAAAAUAAUCUGUGAUUGGGAUGAAGUAAUUCAAGCCCAUGAGCCUCAUGCUUUGUGGUUAACUCAUGCUUCAGAAGAUGAAAAAUUGACUUAUAAUGAUUUUCGCGAUUACUUUAAAAUGUUUUGGGAAAAUGAUGUAAUGAUUGAAUAUUCCCCUUACGGUUCCAAAAUGUCCUCUAAAGCUUCUGAUCCAAGAGUAAAAAAUGUAGACUUGGAGCAACAACAAGAAAUCAAAAACUCCCCUAACUUCUACCACCAAGCCCCCUUUUUAACUAUUGCGGAGGAUUUACUGAAACUAAUAAAGGAAGAUAAAAUAGAGAAGUUAAUAUUUUUAAGUGCUUACGAUAAGAGGAAAUUUCAUGGAGGAGAUAUGAGAAAGGAGAAUAUUUUUAGGGAAACCUUUGGCAAGUUAGCCCAUUUCAACAAGCCUCCGUUUAUGGGUCUCACUUUAAUCCCUUUUGACAGCGAAACCCAAGGAAGAACCAAAGCCGAAUGA